AACUAAACCGGUCUUACGGUGUGACAGACAGCAGACAGUUUUUUUUUCUCUCUCGUCGUUGUGACUGUGCGACACAUUUUCUCCGUCUGAUAUCGUAUCUGACCUCUGACCACGAUGUUUCUCACGCACAGAGCGCCACCGGGUCUAUAAGAGCCCCACGGACCAGAUUUACACCGCAGACACCUCAGACACACGCGGCUCGCCAUGGCUCAGAAGACAGUCCUGAUCGUUUACGCCCACCAGAGUCCGGGUUCGUUUAACGCGGCGGUGCGUGACGCGGCGAUGGAGGAGCUGAAGGAGCAGGGAUACAGCGUCCUCGUGUCCGACCUGUACGCCAUGAACUUCAGAGCCAACGCCACGCAGGAUGACAUCAUCGGUGACCUCAAGAAUCCGGAGCUCUUCCAGUACGGAGAGGAGACGAUGCACGCCUGGAUGGAGGGUCACCUCAGUGAAGACAUCGCCGCCGAGCAGAAGAAAGUGGAGGCGGCAGAGCUGAUCAUCUUCCAGUUUCCUCUGUACUGGUUCAGUGUUCCUGCCAUCAUGAAGGGCUGGAUUGAUCGAGUCCUGACUCAGGGCUUCGCUUUCUCCCUCGAGAAGAUGUACAACAACGGGAUAUUCAAGGAUAAGAAAGCAAUGUUGUCUUUCACUACGGGAGCCACGCAGACGAUGUUCAGACCCGACGGCAUCAACGGAGACAUCAACGUCACGCUGUGGCCGCUUCAGAACGGGACGCUGCAUUUCUGCGGCUUUCAGGUUCUGGCUCCUCAGAUCUUCUGGAGUCCGACUCACUGCCCUCCCUCCGUGCGAACCGCCAUGUUGGACGGGUGGCGAGCGCGGCUGAAAGGCCUGCUGGGAGAGAAACCUUUGACCUUCGCCCCCUGUGAGCUCUUUGACCUCAGCUUUCAGGGGGGGUUCCUGCUGUGGCCGAAGGUGAGGGAGGAGAGAGAGUCGCAGCCGUACGGCCUCACCACGGGACACCACCUGGGCAAACCGCUGCCCCCCGACAACCAGAUCACCGCUCAGUCCGCCGUAGAAAGUAGUGCCAAUGCAGACUGCAGGAAGUAGGACCGUCCCAUCCAUCAUGUGCCUGUAAACCUGCUCACUUUUAUACUGAAAUAUAAGGUUUUAUGUUUACUGAAACUAAAUAAAACUUUACCUGCU
Molecule: messenger RNA, 1161 nt
Organism: Labrus mixtus (cuckoo wrasse)
Lineage: Eukaryota; Metazoa; Chordata; Actinopteri; Labriformes; Labridae
Gene: nqo1
Product: NAD(P)H dehydrogenase, quinone 1
Exons: 6
Coding region: 205-1065 (286 amino acids)
Cellular component (GO): cytosol
Molecular function (GO): NAD(P)H dehydrogenase (quinone) activity
Source: RefSeq, a predicted model, not a curated record